GCUACAAGCUGCCAACCACUUUGCACACCUUGAAGCAUGAACUGCAUUGCGACAUCGUUGCCGUCCGUCCAGGUGGAGCGCCACCCUGAUAAGGGCCGCUCCUUGCAUGUAUCAUCACCAAGAGGCAUUCCUUCUGGCACCAAGCUCUUCCAGGAAGAAGCGUUUGCGAAGGUAGUCCUCUCGACAUACAAAGGCAACGUGUGCGCAGCGUGCUUGCGUCCGUCCGACCCCGACAUUUGCUGCGACGACUGCUCCCAGGUAACUUUUUGCAGCGAGGCAUGCCAAGCAUCAUUGGCGUAUGUCCACGCGCUGGAAUGUGAGACUCUCGACGACAUCGACAUGAUUGCAAAGAAAUCUGCCGCCGACCGAGACCUGCUGCGAUUGCUGGUUCGAAUCCUUUGCCGUCGCGUGUGUCCGUGUCCUCGUCGAUAUGAAACUGACGAAUUGCUAGCCACAACCUUUUCCGAAGUGGAUCAAAUGGUGCAUGCCACGUCCCGCCUGGAGUCGUCAUGGGUCGCCAGCGUCGAGCGCGGCGCGGAGCUGCUUUUGCAGUCACUUCCGACCAAGGCACAUGUGUCGGUGGCCAAGAUCGUCGGUUUGGCCGGCCGGAUCAACGAGAACUCGUACUCGUUGGACGCGUGGACAUCGUCCAAGGCAGCGGCGGUCGGCAUGUUUCCCGUGGCGGCGCUGCUCAACCACAGCUGCAUGCCCAACUGCGCGUGGGCCAACGACGGACGGGGCCACAUGGAAGUGCGCACCACCGCGUUCGUCGCGCACGGAGAAGAGCUUUGCUUCUCGUACAUCGACCCGACCCAACCGCGACCGACGCGGCAACGCGAGUUGCUCGUGACCAAACACUUUCAAUGCACGUGCCCGCGAUGCUCUGACUCGUCCAUCGACGGCAUGGACGCCAUGCUCGAGGGCGUUUGCUGCGGCGUGUGUCUACAGCUCCUUCAGCCAGGCGCGGGAUCGUCUCGAUGUUGUCACCAACCACUCCAAGUAGACGACACAGACGUGCAAAGGAAGACGGAAUCGGCGAGGCAGUCGCUACGACAAAUCCAAAACCAAGUCGACACUAAACAGUUUGCGGCCGCCAGAGUCUUGGCGUUGGAGUUGCUGCAAGCACACUCCACCAAACCUGAUGAAACAAGCAGCAUUGUGCUGCAUCCGAGCCACGAGAUCCUGACGCGAGCCAGCCAGCUCGUGGGCGAAUGCGACUGGAAACUCGGCGACUACGUCAGCUGUGUGGGUCGUCGACUGGACUGGAUCGCACGCCUCGAGAAGACGGUGGCGCCGAUGUCCUUGGUCCUGGCCCACGCGCAUCACGAUGUGGUCGAGGCCUUCAAGGCGUCGUUGACUCACAAUGCGUGGCCUGCAGGAACUGACCUUCAUUCCAAGGAAGCGUUGGCCGCUUGGCAUUUGCAACAGUGUAGACAUAUCCACUCUGUGUGUUUACCAGCUCGCCACCCGUUGAAUGCGAUAAAGUAAUGACAACGUUAACAGUUACAAA
This is a messenger RNA of Aphanomyces astaci, 1510 nucleotides long. RefSeq lists its product as hypothetical. Gene Ontology annotation, cellular component: nucleus. The transcript has a single exon. Gene Ontology annotation, molecular function: protein binding. The record is from RefSeq and is a predicted model, not a curated record. Lineage: Eukaryota; Oomycota; Saprolegniomycetes; Saprolegniales; Verrucalvaceae. Bases 37 to 1488 code for a protein of 483 amino acids.